Messenger RNA from Brenthis ino (lesser marbled fritillary), 1251 nucleotides. Lineage: Eukaryota; Metazoa; Arthropoda; Insecta; Lepidoptera; Nymphalidae. The record is from the annotation of a GenBank genome assembly.
AUGGAGUUUGAGCAGAGAACAUGUGUUCGUUUUGCAAACGAAACUAAUACGUAUAGCAAUACUGGCGAGGAAAUACGUAUAUGCCGAAUAAUGGAACAGUCAAUCAAAAAUGUUAUCAAAAAAGAAAAUUACAUAUCUUUUCAAAUUUGCCACAACCCAAUCUCGACAAAUGGUGGUAAUUUUUUGGGUGAUUUGACAGAGGUUGACAUAAAAGGUAAAACUAAAGAUGGUGUGAAGGAGCUAAACAUAUUUGUCAAACAUAUUGUCCCAGAAACAGGAAUAAUUGAAGGAAUGGUCAAUGUUGAUGCUUGUUACAAGAGGGAAACUUUCAUGUAUGCUGAAUUACAGAAUAUUUUCGACGAGCUUUACAAUGAGGUUGGUAUUCCAAACAGUGAACGGCUAAGGAAAGCCCACUGCUACGAUUGCAAUUCUCAUGUAAUCAUCUUAGAUAACUUGUCUCGAAAAGGUUUCAAAGUACUAAAUAGAUUUAAUUUAAUGCCAUUGGAUUUUGCCGAAGCAGCAAUUAGAGAGCUAGCAAAAUUUCACGCUCUUUCUUUUAUUUUACAACAAAAGAGACCAGAUUAUUUUGAGAAGGAAAUCAAAACUCUCAAAAUCUCAUAUACACUCAUUGAGGAGAAUGACAUUAUAAUCGAUAAGUGGAACAAGUCCAUUCGAUCUUCCAUUGAAAAGUCUUUCGAAUGUGUUAAUCAAAACGAUCAAUCUAUAAAAGAAUAUAUUAUAGAAGAAGCGAUAAAAACAUUUCCGAAACAUUUAACAGGAAAAAUGGGAUUGGUAAAAUGCAUAUGUCAUGGAGAUUAUAGGAUGAACAAUAUAUUAUUAAGAAAAAACAUCGAUGGAGAGAUCGAAACAAUAAUAGUUGACUAUCAAAUGGUGAGUUUCGGUUCACCAAUUGUAGACAUUUUACACUUUCUUUAUACUGGAACUGAUCGAGAGUUUAGAAAAAAUCAUAUGGAUAAUUUAAAGGAUCUUUAUCACAAAACAAUGACAAGGCAUUUGGAGAUGUUUGAUUUGGACAUAAGCAAAAUUUAUCCGAGAAGUGUCUUUGAAAAAGAUUUUAAAGAAAAUCUACUUUAUGGGCUUUUUAUUACCCUGUACGCGUUGCGCCUCUGUCUGACAGAUGAACCAGAGAUUAUGAAAACUGAUACGAAUAUGACUUCUGCGAAGGUUAAUGAUGUCUAUAAAGUAAGGGUUAAUGAGACUAUCGAAGAAUAUAUGGAAUGGGGCAUAUUA